AUGGCAGCAAUCAACGGCAGCCACCAUGCCGAACGCAAUAGUCCGCUCCGUGUACUCAUCGUUGGUGCAGGCAUUGGGGGGCUUACGGCCGCGGUAGCACUUCGUCGUCAAGGCCACGAUGUCGAGAUCUUCGAGCAGUCAAAGCUGGCACAGGAAACUGGCGCGGCAAUCCAUCUCGCCCCAAACGCUAACGGUCUUCUCCGCCGGCUUGGACUGAACGUGGAGAACAUUGGGGGUGUUGAGUGCGUUGGGGUCAUUGAAUGCUUGCCUCACAACAACCAGGUCAAAUAUGAAGUCGACAACACAAAGUUCGCCAAGAUGUGGCAGCAUGCCUGGUAUCUGGUGCAUCGCGCACAUUUGCAUACUGCUUUGAAGAAUAUGGCCAUUGAUACGGACGGUUUUGGCAAGCCCGCAAAGCUACAAGUUGCCAGUCGGGUGAAGACUGUAAACGCCCAAAAUGCUUCAAUCGGUCUUGAAGACGGCACAACGAUACAAGCCGAUGUGGUUAUUGGCGCUGAUGGGGUUCAUUCCAUGGCGCGAGCGAAUAUACCUGGAGGCGACCUGAGUCCUUUUGAUUCCGGCAAAAGCGCAUUUCGCUUCCUAAUACCUACAGACACGCUGGCAAGUGAUCCAAUGACUGCAGGCCCGACCUCAAAGCUUGGCUACCUAACGAUGUGGAUAGCGGAGGACCGAAGAGUUGUCAUGUACCCCUGUUCUAACAACACCAUGAUGAACUUUGUUGCCAUCCACCCGAGUCGUGAGUCGGAAGCGGACGUUACUGGAGAAGGUUGGCAGGAAUCAGCCAGUAAAGCCCGCAUGCUGGACAUAUACAAGGCCUUCGCCCCGGAAGUGCGGGCAAUACUGGAAAAGGCUGAGGACCCGAAGGUCUGGAAGCUUCUCGACAUGAAGCAGAUGCCCACCUUCAUCCAUGAAAAGCUCGCGGUCUUGGGCGAUGCUGCACAUCCGUUUCUUCCACACCAGGGGCAGGGUGGAGCGCAAGCCCUCGAGGAUGCGGUCGUUCUGGCAGCUGUCUUGCCUUUAGGGACAAAGCCGUCGGAUAUUCCAGAGCGCCUGCAGGUCUAUGAGCAGUGCAGAUACGAGCGAGCGCACCGCAUCCAGAACUUCACCCGUGAGGCGGGUUUGGAUGCUGCGGAAAUGGCGACGCUGGGAAAGAAGCUGGACAUGCAUGAGUACCAGGCAUAUAACUUUGGCCACGAUGCAUGGGACUUCUCGACCAAUGCUCUGCGGAAACAUCUGAACACCAAAGACACAGCGUUGCGAUUCCGUGCACCCAUCGAACUUGGCGCGAGUCCUGGCCCGCGUAGGCCGCUAGGUUUGCAUCCACAAAGCGAAGCAUUGCGAUUGUUGCGACAGAGUACUCCCGAGCGGGCACGGACAUACUCCGUGAAGUUCAGAACAUCUCAGACAUAUGUGCAGAACCUGCUCCCUUCUGGCUUCGCAUUUACCAGCCCAGCAACGGUGGUCUCUGCGAGCCUUAUGUGCACCACUCUGUCUGGGAUGACGUGGCUAGGCGGCGGCGGGUACUCCCACUUCGGUCUCUACUUGCACGGCGUGAACUACACCAAGCGGGAUGGAUCGAAAGUGUUCGGCACAUACAUGCCACUACUUUUUGAGGAUUUGACCGACCCCAUCAUUACUGGUCGUGAUGAAGUUGGUAUGCCCAAACUGUUCGCAGACAUUGAUGUACGACCGGAUGGAGAGCAGGGCUGCAAAAUUCUGCUGGUUUGGCGCGGAGUGCGAUUUGGUGAGCUUGACAUCUGCGGUCUCACCAAAGAGCAGCCAGUCGUCAACGGCGUUUCGCUUGAGCAACCUCACCGUGGUCCUGGGACUCCGCCGGCCCCUCCUGAAACGGGCAGGUUCCAUUACCGAUAUGUCCCAACCGUCGGCGAGCCUGGUAAAACGGAUGCCGAAUAUGCUGUCUUCGUACCAAAUGCGGCGCCAGAGGAAGGAGCAGAACCGCCAACGAACUUCGUGACGAAGUCGGCAAGCUUCUCGUUUGAUGGCAAAGACUGGCAGAGUCUACCUACGCUACACCACAUUACCUCAUGGCUAGCUGCUAUGCCAUGUUUGGGUGUUGAAGAGGGCAGGUUGACGCAGAGUGUGGGAGUCACCGAUAUAAGCAAUGCUAGACGGUUAGAAUGA
Molecule: messenger RNA, 2163 nt
Organism: Baudoinia panamericana UAMH 10762
Lineage: Eukaryota; Fungi; Ascomycota; Dothideomycetes; Mycosphaerellales; Teratosphaeriaceae
Exons: 2
Coding region: 1-2163 (720 amino acids)
Molecular function (GO): lyase activity; monooxygenase activity; FAD binding
Source: RefSeq, a predicted model, not a curated record